CCACCGGCCCGCCCGCGGCGGAGCGCGUGCAUUCCCGCCCCGCGCCCCGUUCCCGCUUGGGGCACUUGUCAUGAGAGACAAGACACCCUGUGAGAAGGACACCUGGGACUGUGCUUGCUUCUGCUUUCUUACCCAACCUUUGCUCAUCUCAAGGAUGUUCUGCCUGCUGCUUGCCCUGGGACUGCUGGAGUUCAGCCUGGCAGGUGCCAUGGAGAUCUGGGUCCCACAUGAGCCAGUGGUAGCCCUUUUUGGCCAAGAUGCCACCUUGCACUGUUCUUUCUCUCCUGAGGCCAACUUCAGCCUCAAUGACCUGAGCAUCAUCUGGCAGCUGACAGACACCAAGCGCUUGGUCCACAGCUUCUUCAGUGGCCAGGACCAGCUGGCAGACCAGGGAGGGGGCUACGCCAACCGUACAGCCCUCUUCUAUGACCAGCUGGCCCUGGGCAAUGUCUCCCUGCUCCUCCGACGUGUGGAGAUCUCGGAUGAAGGCAGCUUCACUUGCUUCGUCCGGGUCCAGGACUACAGCAGCGCAGCUGUGACAUUGCAGGUGGCAGCUCCCUACUCCAAGCCCAAUGUGAACCUGGAGCCCAACAAGGACUUGAAGCCAGGAGAUCUGGCUUCCGUGACUUGCCAUGCUUCCCGUGGCUAUCCUGAGGCUAGCAUCCUCUGGCAGGACAGCCAGGGCAGCAACAUCACCGAAAAUGUCACCACGUCCCAGGUGGCCAAUGAGGAAGGUCUCUUUGAUGUGCACAGCGUCCUCCAGGUGCUGGUGGAGCCCAGCCACACCUACUCCUGCCUGGUGCGAAACCCAUUGCUGCAACAGGAAACACAAGCCUCUGUCACCAUCACAGGCCAACACCUCGCCUUCCCUGCCGUGGCUCUCUGGGUGACAGUGGGACUUGCUGUCUGUGUUGUGGGGCUGCUCGCUGUCCUGGUGUACGUGUGCCAGAAGAAAAUCCGCCAGAGCUGUGAGGAAGAGGAGGAAAACGCAAGGACGGAGGGGCAGGACGAGGAGGGGGAAGGACCCAAGACAGCUCUGCAGCCGCUGAAGAGCGUGGAGAGCAAAGAUGAUGACGAGCAAGAAGUUGAUUGAUGGGAGCUGGGAUACCCCCGAGCAGCACCCUGUGUCCUGGACCAUUCACAAUGUCUCUGGCAGGGAUAAGCUCUGAGUCCCCUGGGGAGGGCACAGACUCGCUGCCACCCCUCACCCCAUGCGCUGUCACUCUUCUCCCUCCCUGGACACGUCUUUGGGGCACCCUGGGGCUCAAGAGAAGCUGCAUCUCUUUAUCGCCAGCAAGCUCUGAAGACCAAUGCAUCCUUCCUGAGGACAGUGUGUGUGGAGUGGAGGCUCUUCCAUGUCCCAUCUGUCUGUCCCCAGCAACAACCAGGGUUGAUCAUUCCCCCUGGCACCCUCUGUGGCUGCUUCUGCAUGGAUGCAGCUGAGCCAGCUGCCUUCCAGGACAAAUUUUGGUACUCCUAUCAAGACCAAAGGCCUUGAGAGGGGUGAUGGGCUCAAUGAAGUCUCCGGGAGCGACCAGUGGAGCAAUAGAGACUCCAGGAAGAUGGAUGGGACCUGUAGGGUCCCCAGGCAUGGGGGGAGCAUGGGGGAAGCGCAGUUCUUUUGGCCCCCAUGCUCUUGGCACCGCUCUGAGGGUGUACUGGACUGAUUAUUUUUUUCACAUUGCACCACUGUUGUUCCCACAGAACUUAUCUUUGCCUUAAGUGCCCUGGUGGGGUUUUGCAUUUAUUCCCUGGCUUGAAUUAACCUGGAGGAUUUUUUUGGUGCUGGUGGUCAAGAGGCAGCACUUGGGGUGGACCUGCUGAGCAGGUGAAGCCCCACUGUCCUCCCAUGGUGACAAAGCCGAGGCUUUGGGUACUAAAGCACUGCUGGAGACAAACCUGGCUAGUGUGUGUGGUUGAGCACUCAUUUGCUGUGGGAUUUGAUGGGUCUUUGAACCUGUGCAUGUCCAGGGGGAUCUUCACAGCAGGGUGCACGAGCCACCCAAGCCUCCAGGAUGAACAGGGUACCAUGUCUGCUCCAGUGGGAUGAGAAGUCCCUGCUGUGUCCCUCGAUGGGUUUUCUGCUGGUUUUAUCAUCAUUUAAAAUCUAGAAUUUGAAAGAAAAUUUUGUGCCUUGACAAAUAAAUUUGGAGGUUG
Molecule: messenger RNA, 2157 nt
Organism: Colius striatus (speckled mousebird)
Lineage: Eukaryota; Metazoa; Chordata; Aves; Coliiformes; Coliidae
Gene: CD276
Product: CD276 molecule
Exons: 8
Coding region: 71-1093 (340 amino acids)
Source: RefSeq, a predicted model, not a curated record